AUGCUGAGUGUUUUAUCAUCAAUCGAAACGCUUGACAUGGCUGUCGCACUACUAGCUCUCCUCUCAUACCUCCUUUACAUCCUGUGGAAUAGAAAAUUGCGAACGGUAUACCCCCCUGGUCCCACUCCGAUACCAUUCCUAGGCAAUUUUUGCCAGUUGCCUGUCGAAAAUCAACAUGAGAAAUUUCAAGAGUGGGCUCAGACAUAUGGAAACAUCGUCUACGCACAGCUCUUCAGGACGCCUUUGGUUCUUCUCAACUCGCUAGACACAAUACAAGAUCUCAUGGUGAAGAAAGGCGCAAUCUACUCUGAUCGGCCGCAGUUCGUACUAUGGGAAGAUAUCUACGGGUUCAAGCCCAUCCCAACAUCACUCAACGCGGACGACGACUGGCGAGAACAUCGCAAGUGGAUGCAAUCUGCUCUCGAGACAGACCAGGCUUUGGUUGAGAUGCACCCACUUCUACGUAGUAGUGUUGAUAAGCUGCUGAUGAAGCUGGUCAACUCCCCGGACGCUUUCUUUGCACAUGUGCAAAGAUACACAAGCGAACUUACAAUCGAUAUCGCAUACGGGAUGGACAAGUUGACGGCAGACGACAGAUAUCACCGCAUAGCUCAGGAUGCGGUUGAUGCCAUCGCACACGGCAGCUCCUUAUUUGCCGCAUUGGUUGACUUUUUCCCCAUACUGAAAUACAUCCCUGCAUGGGUCCCUGGCUCCGCUUACAAUUCUUAUGCAACAAGAGCGAGAAAUGCGGUUUAUCAGAUGAUAAAUGAGCCUUUCAAUUUGCUCCUUGAGACUAUGGCGUCCGGGGUAUACAAGCCUUCGUUCGCGUCGGUUCUGAUCGAAGCAAAAUCUGAGAAUGGCCAGCUAUCAACUCGGGCUGAAUCCCAUAUCAAAGGUGCUGCAGCGACUGUAUAUGCCGGCAACGCCGAUGUGGUCCUAACCCUUAUCUUGGCCAUGCUACUCCAUCCGAACGUAUCGGAAAAGGCGCAGAAAGAGAUAGACUCCGUGGUUGGUCCAGAUCGACUGCCUGAGUUUCAUGACAGGAAACGGCUUCCAUACCUUGAAAGUGUGCUCUCUGAAGUACAUCGCUGGAAUCCUCCUGCACCUCUGGGUGUCCCACACCGUCUCAAAUGCAAUGAUGAGUACAAGGGUUACUUCAUUCCGAAGGGAGCAAGUAUAAUCUCCAACAUUUGGGCUAUAUCGCGUGAUACAUCCAUCUAUCCUGAUCCAGACACAUUCUGGCCCGAACGAUUUGGGCAGAUGGAUGCAGAGACUUUCAAGGCGUACGACCCCAAGAAGUAUGUCUUUGGUUUUGGCAGACGUGUAUGUCCCGGUCGUCAUCUGGCAGAUUUAACCACUUGGCUUGCGGCGGCCAAUAUACUAGCAACGAUGGACAUUAGGAAGGCACGAGAUCACGCUGGCGCAGAGAUAGAACCCAAGGUCUCAUUUGUCUCCGCUCUAACCAGGGGCCCGCAAAAGUUCGCCUGCAGCAUCUGCCCGCGAAGUCUAGCGUCCGUGGAGCUCAUCAAACAACAGCUCCCAGACAAACCUGCUUGA
Postia placenta MAD-698-R-SB12 is the source of this 1557-nucleotide messenger RNA. RefSeq lists its product as hypothetical. The record is from RefSeq and is a predicted model, not a curated record. The transcript is spliced from 11 exons. The coding region runs from base 1 to 1557 and encodes 518 amino acids. Gene Ontology annotation, molecular function: heme binding; monooxygenase activity; oxidoreductase activity, acting on paired donors, with incorporation or reduction of molecular oxygen. Lineage: Eukaryota; Fungi; Basidiomycota; Agaricomycetes; Polyporales; Adustoporiaceae.